Messenger RNA from Gasterosteus aculeatus aculeatus (three-spined stickleback), 721 nucleotides. RefSeq names its product NACHT, LRR and PYD domains-containing protein 3-like. The record is from RefSeq and is a predicted model, not a curated record. Lineage: Eukaryota; Metazoa; Chordata; Actinopteri; Perciformes; Gasterosteidae.
AACUUUUUACAAGGUGAAAGGAUUGUUCCACAGAUGCUGGUUUUGAUCCUGAAAUACUCGUGUUUGAGCAGUGGGCAGGAUUCUAUUCACAAGGACCUUUGACCCUGUGAGCACAGCUCAGACUGAGACUCAGUCGACCAGUCAGACUUUGUCUUUGAUGGUGACGUGAGGACACACCCUCUCUGAUGAAGAACAACGAGCUAACGGAGUGAAAUCCACUUCACUCCGUCUGAUGCAAGCUGAAGUGAAGCACGGAGCUCCUUUUCUACACGGACCUGCUGAGGACAGAAGAGAGCUGCACACUGAGGAAGUUCAUGUCUACAAGCUCAGCGUCUUUAAAAAGGACAUAUGGAUAAAGUCAAGAAGUACCUCAUCAACAUUUUAGUGGAGCUCAAGGAGGAGGAGUUUAAAGAGUUCAAGUGGCACCUGCGGGACCCUCCAAGCCCGGAAGACUUCCGAGCAAUCCCAGCCUGUCCCCUGCAGAACGCAGACAGGAGGAAAACCGUGGACCUGAUGGUGCGGUACCACGGCUCAGACUCUGUCGACUUGGCCAAAGAGGUUUUGGAAACGAUUCCAAGGAUGGAUCUAAUCCAAAAAUUUGACAAAACUGCCUCUUCGAGGAGCAAGGAGGAACAUGAAGGAGAAUGAUGUGUGCGAUAACAUUCAUUUACUGUAGCUUGGACAUAUUCUGUAAAAUAAAAAGUCCUUGCAUACAACUUAA